Belonocnema kinseyi is the source of this 4033-nucleotide messenger RNA. RefSeq names its product glucose dehydrogenase [FAD, quinone]-like. The record is from RefSeq and is a predicted model, not a curated record. NCBI's taxonomy places the organism in Eukaryota, Metazoa, Arthropoda, Insecta, Hymenoptera, Cynipidae. The transcript has 5 exons. Gene Ontology annotation, molecular function: flavin adenine dinucleotide binding; oxidoreductase activity, acting on CH-OH group of donors. The coding region runs from base 390 to 3056 and encodes 888 amino acids.
ACCGCCUCCGACGAAAGAUUUGGCUCUGAAAGUGUUUCGAAGCAAACAAACCGACUCGGAGCAAUCGUUUGUUAAAUUCCAAAUGUUGACUGUCUUUCGCGAACCAAUAUUAAGUUGAUAAAAUUGUGAAUUUGGAAGAUUUUUAUUUCCAAUUAAAAUCUUUUAAUUUGAUAUAGUUUGAAAAUUUUUUGUUAAUUAAUCAAAUGGAAGUGCAUGUAUUAUCCGAGGGGUUGAUCUUAUGCAAUAUUUGAUCUCUCGUCAUGGAACAGCUUGUGUCCUGAUAUUAUAGUGUAAAGAUUCUAGUCAAAAAAUGCAAAUUGAUUUUUUUUAUCUAUUGUAGGAAAAACAAUCGUUCAGUGUGAAGUGCAAGUGUAAAAACAGUGUCAGUCAUGUCGUGGGUUCCACCGGACGUGUCACAGUUUUGCUCUAUUCACUCCAAAGUUUCAACUUGUCAACCAACAACAUACUUUUUCCUAGCGUUUGUGUCACGCUUACUAGGUUACUCUACAGAUCACAAUUAUAAUGUAGCAGGCCAUAUAUCAAACAAUUACCCGACAGGAUAUCAUCAUAUUAAAUACCCACCAAAUAUUCUCAAUAAUUUAGGCAGUGAUACCCCUAACUAUGGGUAUGAAUUCACAGAAUUUUAUCCAACGGAACCAAAUCAGUUGAGUGGUGCAACUUAUUACAUUUCUCCUGGAAUUUAUCAAAAAUACGGGACAAACCCUGUGACGAGGGACGUGCCUAAACCCAUCUUAAAUAUUGCUCAACCCUACGAUUCUGGAUUUGAAGCUCCAGUAUCUCCAAGAAACAUUAUCUACCAACCUUCGACGAAAUCAUUACAAGAUUUAAGUGGGUACGUCGGUUCUGGUAACCGUAAUCAAGUUUAUUUUCCGCCCGAAUCUGUCAGACAUCCUUAUACAGAAAUACCUUCUAAUAAUAACAAAUUGAAGCAUGUACAGAAUAAAUUCGAGGGAGUUGUGCCCUUUUUACAAGGAGAGGAGACCUCACUCGUGCCUUCCCAUUCCCUCAACUUUUUGCCUAAUUAUUUCGAAUCUGUACGAAUGCACCCAAAAACAAAAGGUUCGUACAGUGUAGGUGCUCAUACAAUUAUCAAUAAUCACAAUAGGAUGGUCAGAGAUGUAGGAGCUAUACUUGACACUACCAGACUUACUCAUUCUCCAAGUAUAUCUGAUGCUGAUAGCUUUUGGAGAAAUAAUGAUCCAGGACCUGUGUUAAAAGUGCAACCAGAAAGUGAUAAUGUGGCAAAUUUUUCGCCAUUUUUUCCUUGGCCAAGUAGCAGUGAUCACGAACAUACACAAGGUCCUGCAGCUCCAGCCGUAUUUCCAAAACCAACUGGGUUCGCAGCUAAGACGUACGAUUUUAUUAUCGUUGGUGCUGGAUCUGCUGGAUGCGUUCUUGCUAAUCGCUUGACGGAGGUUCAUAAAUGGCGGGUACUUUUGUUGGAAGCUGGUAUCGAAGAGCCAAAAGUAGCCGAUGUGCCUGCCUUUGCUCCUAUGCUUCAAGGAAGCAACAUCGACUGGAUGUAUCGUACGCAGCCAGAAGGAAAAUCUUGUCGUUCGAGAAUAAACGGGGGUUGCAGUUGGGCUCGUGGAAAAGUAAUGGGUGGUUCAAGUACAAUAAACUAUAUGAUAUAUAUCCGAGGCAAUCCUCAAGAUUAUGACACGUGGGCUGAAAUGGGAAAUCCUGGCUGGAGUUACAGGGAAGUUCUCCACUAUUUCAAGAAAUCAGAAGACAAUGAAGAUGAAGAUAUUGUUCGCAAGAGUCCUCAUUAUCAUGGAACUGGAGGAUAUCAAACAGUAGAGCGAUUCCCCUAUACAGAUCCAAAUUCAUUGGUGCUAAUCAAAGCCUGGGAGGAAAUUGGCUACAACAAAAUAGAUGCCAACACAGAAGAGCAAAUUGGAGUUAUGAAAUUGCAAACUACAUCAAUACAUGGACUACGACAAAGCACAAAUGGUGCAUUCAUCAGACCCAUUAGGAAAAAGAGAUCUAAUCUCUUUAUUGAGACACAAGUUCAUGUAACAAGGAUCCUCAUUGAUCCAAAAUCAAAAAAAGCUAUAGGUGUGGAGUUCAUGGAUACAGUCACUGGAUACACGAAAACAGCCAUGGUUAGUAAAGAAGUUAUUAUUUCAGCUGGCAGUAUCAAUUCUCCAAAAAUUCUGAAACUUUCUGGAAUAGGACCAGCCGAUGAACUUAAAAAUCAUGGAAUCGAGGUGAUUUAUGACUCUGCAGUAGGAAAAAAUCUUCAGGACCAUGUAACUAUGAAUGGAUUAGUAAUUGACUUGAAUAAUAAAACAAUGAAAAUGGCAGAUAUUGAGCAAAUGAAGAAUGAUGUUUAUGAAUUUCUGGAUACACACAAUGGUCCUUUAUCUUCAACAGCAACUGUCCAAGUUGGUGCUUUUGCUCAGACGAAAUAUGAAGUAAGCUACAAAGCUCCAGAUCUUCAGUAUAGCUUCGAUGGAAACAAUAUCCACGAUUUUCUGUCUAAGGAUAUGGCUGCUGAGAUUAAGGCACUGCCUUUGACUUAUUACGAUUCAAUCAACAUCAAGCCGAUUUUACUUUAUCCCAGAAGUAGAGGAUUCAUCAGGCUGAAUAAUACAGAUCCAGUUUGGGGAUCACCUCUUAUUUAUCCCAGAUAUUUUACAUCUAGGCCCGACCUAAAUAUUAUGAUUGAAGGCAUCAGAAUUGGACAACAGUUAUUCCAUACAAAUACUUUCAGAAAACAUGGUUGGCAUAUGGUUGAUGUUCCACUACUACCUUGUCAAGAGCAUAUUUUUGACAGUGAUGAAUAUUGGGCUUGUGUUUUGAUGGAAUUUACUGGAACAAUAUAUCAUCCUACAAGUACAUGCAAAAUGGGACCAAAAGAAGACCCAGAAGCUGUUGUUGAUCCGAGGUUAAGAGUGUAUGGAGUGAGUAAUCUUCGAGUUGUCGAUGCAUCUAUCAUGCCAGUUAUUGUCCGAGGUAACACGAAUGCACCAACAAUUAUGAUUGCUGAGAAAGCUAGCGACAUGAUCAAGGAGGAUUGGCGUGCGAGCUGAAAUCUGAUAUCAAAAUUAUAAACAUCAUAAGGAAAUCGUAAACUUAAAACUAAGAUUAUAGACGUUAGAGGCAAAAAAGCGUCUAUCUUUUACUCGCUUCUUCUAAAGUUGUUUUAGUUACUGUGUAAAAUUAUGUUGCAAAAUUCGUUACUGAAGUAGCGGGUGUUCCUAUACUUAAUAUAUUCGACGAGAUUCGAUUAAGAUUAUUUUAUACAAAUUGCUGUUAUUGUACAUCCAAAUAUUUUAUUUGUCAAUUUACAAUUAUUUAUCUAAAAAAGCAAAACUUUAGAAAGAAAUAUUAUGCAGUUAAACUAUGUUUUUAAUCGAUGGUGCGAUCUUAGAACUUAUAACUAAAUUGAAAAUGUAACCUAAGUCAGUUGUUCAAAUUUUACCACCCUAAAAAAUGGGUUUCAAACCCAUUUCUAAUUCGUAGUCAAAUGCACUGUAAUAUAACAAUAUUUAAUUUUUUUAAAUAGAAAUAUAUUCUAAAACAUGAUAAUUAAAUCAAAUAAAUUGCAUACGCUUUUUUACGAAACAUGUUUGUUGUCUUUUAUGAUGCCUAUUUCUUUACUAAGGCCCAACAUAUAAAAUAAUAAUACUACACUGAGAAAAAAAAUAAUGUCCCAAAAACAAAAUAAUUUUGUACAGCAGUUUUAGUUGUUCUUGCCAAUAUUUGGUUGCAACUACGAAAAAAGUAGUUGGAGUUACAAAACAAUUUAUUUGGCUCAAAGAAAAAAGCUUAUCAGGGACUUUUUGUUGAGUGUACCUAAGAAUUUUGUUGAGCGUACCAAACACGCAGCCGCGCAAGCGAAAAACCUAGAACUAUUUUCAUGUUUACUUAUUAAGUUGUUAGAUAAACACUGCUAAAUAAACUAAUGAUCAAGAAAGACAUUUAAUAAUGUAAUGUUUAAUUGUAUUAUUAUAAAUUACAAUUUGUUUAAAAUAUUAAUUUUAAUGAAAUAUCGAAGCAAUGUUGC